AUGGCGUCUACAGAAGCGGGUGAAGAGCGUGUCAGGAGUAGAGGAGGCCGGCGCCCAGUGCAAGUGCUGAAUUGGGAGCAACAUCGAGAGCAUAUCUUACAUCUAUAUGAGACGGAGAACAGGCCUCUGCGUGAGGUCUGCGAUAUCAUGCGUGAAAGUCAUGGGUUUGUUGCUACGCACCGAAUGUACAAGACGAAAUUUAAAGCUUGGGGUGUUACGAAAUAUCGAGUAAACAGUUGGGUGAAACGCUAUGAUCGACAGGUCAAGCAGAGUCAUGCCCGAAGUGGAGAGCCAUAUCAUGCGACGAACACCACUGGAUUCUACGCCGCGGACGGAGAAACUGGUUUACCAGCCGUUCAUCAUGGGUAUCACAAUGGGAUGAUUGUUGAUCAAGAUACAAAUUGUUUUCCGAUCCUACCAUACAGGAACCGGAAAUUUGGGCACCUUGACCUACCCUGCUCCUGGAACCGCUCUUCUUCCUUAAGUUCGGCUAUGUCGGUCAACCAUACCCCAAACCGUUCGCAGGGGCCUUCCCAGCUUUCCAAUUCGGAGAAGGCAUCGAUAUUGACGCCUGAGUCGUUUGGCAGUAGUGAGGCAAAUUGCUUGCCAUCCCUUGCGCCAUUCGAAAUCGACUCGAGCGUUGCGAGGACCUACGAUUUGCUCGGGAUUGGAAGCGAUGUCGAAGCAUGCACACCUUAUCCAAGACGAGCAUCUCAAGUACCACGUAGCGUCCCACAAGGGUGCAUGCAUGACGUCCAUCUCGAUGAUCAAAUGCUUGCUGGCGAGAUCAUUGACCAGACAAUGGGCCUCUCUUCGCCGUCAACCUUUAGCAUUCCAACACCGACCGAGGCAUUCCAGGAGCUGAUGGGCAGGCCGAUAGAAGACUCAGUUUUCCCGUUAGAUGAGUUUAAGGAGCAGCUCGACACCAUGAGAAGUGCCGAACUAGACUCGGAUCUCAACUCUCCGCGGCCCGAGACUUGGACAACUCUUUCUCUUCAGAUCAAUGUCCUUUGUGGUCAAGAGAAGACAGCAGAAGCAAAAUACUAUAUGCUAUGGGCUGGGAUGAUCUUCGAGAGACUCGUGCAAGAGAAAAAUGAUCAGAUAUUAUCGAUACUCAAUACUGCCCUUGCCAACCUCUUUCUCCAUAAAAAUGCAACACUUGCAGUCGAGCUUCUUUCGCAGGCUCAGGUUGCAGCAUCAUUUCAUCUCGAACCCGAAGAUCCGCUUAUCGUCUCCAUGGCAUUCAUGAUCUCCAUGGCUAUGAGGAAGGUUAAGACCUGUGGCAUCAAUAUCUGUAAAUUGCGCCAAGUUGCCAAGCAGAUGAAAACGAUAUGGGGCGCGAAUCAUCGAUAUUGCAUUAUCGCAGACUACCAUCUAGCUUGGAGACUGGCUAUGGAACCCAACCUGCGCGCGGAAGCAUUGAAGAUAUUGCAUGAGACACAAAUUCGUUCAGAGAAAGUGUUUGACCCGUUGCAUAUGCAGACAGUAGCGCUUGUUUCCUCUAAGGCGCGGGUUCUUUGCCAUCUGGGCCAUUAUCUGGAAGCGCAAAAGACCAGCUUUGAAGCUCUACAAAGAGUCCAGCGGUGGGAUAUCAUGUCAGAUCAUCCCUACUAUCUGGAAGCUAUACGACGGCACGAGAUAUUCUUGAAGGAACUAAACCGGGUAAGAUCGCGUUGA
Molecule: messenger RNA, 1677 nt
Organism: Endocarpon pusillum Z07020
Lineage: Eukaryota; Fungi; Ascomycota; Eurotiomycetes; Verrucariales; Verrucariaceae
Exons: 2
Coding region: 1-1677 (558 amino acids)
Molecular function (GO): protein binding
Source: RefSeq, a predicted model, not a curated record